Clupea harengus (Atlantic herring) is the source of this 1116-nucleotide messenger RNA. It is a transcript of the gene cmtm8b, whose product is annotated as CKLF-like MARVEL transmembrane domain containing 8b. Gene Ontology annotation, cellular component: membrane. Gene Ontology annotation, molecular function: structural constituent of myelin sheath. The record is from RefSeq and is a predicted model, not a curated record. NCBI's taxonomy places the organism in Eukaryota, Metazoa, Chordata, Actinopteri, Clupeiformes, Clupeidae. Gene Ontology annotation, biological process: myelination. The transcript is spliced from 4 exons. The coding region runs from base 172 to 678 and encodes 168 amino acids.
GAGCGGCCUCAGCAUAUUCAAAUGAAGAAGAUUUUAGAGUUGAAAUAAACAGAAAUUGUAUUUUUAGUUUUGUGACUGUGACAUAUUGUUAUUCAUGAUGUUACGUCAGUAGGCCCACUUCCUAAUGAAAAGGGAAACUUUAGUGGAGGUUUUCACAGCCAGUCCCAGACCAUGGAGGACAAUUUGGAGUCACGCACGACGGCCACGGCAGACAGCGGUUCAGACGCGGGCAGCAGUUCGUCGACCCUGGCUUAUGACAAGCAUUUCGUCUGCUCUGCACCCGGGAUGCUCACUUUAAUAGAAGUAGUCUUUGGUCUUCUUGUUUGGAUGUUGAUUGGCGGGACCGAGUACCUGCAGGUGGCUGCCCUGUCCUGGGUCAUGUGUGGAUCCGUGGUGUGUUGGGUGCUGACCGUCUGCCAGCUCCUCGUCUGCCUCACCAGUGUGCACACCCGCUUCCCUCAGCUACCAUGGAACACACUGGUUCUGUGUUUUAAUAGCAUAGCAGCAGCACUGUAUACAAUUGCAGCUUUGGUGGAUGCUGCAUCUAUCACCCAAGCCAUAAGAGGGCGCCACAGCUACAACAGUUGGAUGGCCUCCACGAUUUUUGCCUUCCUUGUGGCUAUAUGCUAUGCAUCCAAUGCAUAUCUAAGUUUCAGAUCCUGGAAGAAUCAGAGAUGACAAACAAAACUAAUGUAAUGGAAGUAACAUACAGUAUCACAUAGAAAGGGUUUCACCUGGUAAGCCUCUUCUGUACUUUUAGAACUUCUUUUCAAUGCAGUACUUUUUUGUAUAUUGUGUGAAAUCAGCCCAUGCUUGUAAGAAUGUGUACACAUAUCACUUACUAUAUGUUCAGAAAUAUUUCCAGAACCACCGUGUUGCAGUUAUGUCCCUAGUUGUGCCAAUUCUAGCGAGUUGUGUCGUUUGGCUCUUAUUACCAGAUUAAAUUCAGUCACAUAUAUGUGGAUGACUUCAGGGCACAUAAUUGGACGACAAACAUUUUCAAAAUAAUUUUCAUGAUUCCCAUGACUUGAUAUAAAUAAAACCUUAUUAACGUGAGCCAUAUUACAUUAACUGGAAAUGUUGUUAUAGAGAUAAUAUUAUUAAUAUUAAAAGAAU